Messenger RNA from Pimephales promelas (fathead minnow), 1686 nucleotides. The record is from RefSeq and is a predicted model, not a curated record. NCBI's taxonomy places the organism in Eukaryota, Metazoa, Chordata, Actinopteri, Cypriniformes, Leuciscidae.
AUGAAUGGACAUAAGAAGUGCUUGAUUUAUGGAUCAAAUUGUAUAUCUUACAGGGAGCUGACACUGUUUUGGAGUAAACUUCUAAUACGGCUCGAAUCAAAACAGGCCUUUUUGGAGCAAUGCAGACUGUUAGCAUGCCUCGCUGUGAGUGUGUACCAUAUUCUGCUCCUCAUCAAAGUCAUUCAGGCUGAGGAUGAGAAAAAUGGACUCUCAGUGUGCAUCGAAAUGUGUAUUCAAGCACUAAAAAUGGGAGUUCAUGAUAAUGAGGGCUGUAAUAUCACUAUCUGCAAAACAAUCUCUUGUUUGCUGCCUUUGGAUUUGGAAGUAAAACAGGCUUGUCAACUCACUGAGUUCCUGACAAAUCCGUCUUUGGACUCUUACUAUGCUGUUGAGACUCUUUUUAAUGAGCCUGACCAAAAGCUUGAGCAGGAGGAUCCACCAAUUUUGAACUCACUACGCUGUGACCUGUUGUUGGCCUUAAAGACGAAGUGGCCUUUUGAUCCUGAGUUCUGGGACUGGAAAACUCUAAAACGUCAAUGCCUUGCUUUGAUGGGUCAGGAGGCAACAGCUAUAUUGUCUACUGACAAAUGUACUGACAGUGAAGACAAUGAAGUCCAUAACCAUGAUGAAAAAUAUUUUCAAGAUCUACAUUUUACCAAUAGUCCUACCUACGAACUCAGUGAAGUUGAAGCAGAAAGAAAGAAGAAAAGGGAAAUGAAGAAGAUGAGAGAGAUGGGAUUUGUUUCUGCUCGAUUCCGCAAUUGGCAAGCUUAUAUGCAGUAUUGUGUUUUGUGUGAUAAAGAGUUCCUCGGACACAGGAUUGUGAAGCAUGCAUUGAAGCAUGUUCAAGAUGGGAUUUUCCGUUGCCCAAUAUGUGCUAAAACAUUUGAAACUAGGGUAGUUCUAGAGCCUCAUGUGGCAUCUCAUGUGAAACAGUCAUGUAAGGAACGCCUUGCUGCUAUGGGUGUAAGCAAGAAACGUACCAGUAUUGACACCAAGUUGACAGCAGCUAGCAGUGCCGUGAAAAAAGAAGAGCACGACAGCAAAACUGCUGUUGAAGUUAGCAAAGGGACAGUUUGCAAUAAUAAAAGUGUAUAUGCUUCAAACUGUAGUCCCAGCGCAAAAGUCAAAAGUAAAAUUAAAGUGUCAUCCCCCAAACAGGGCAACCCUAUCCGUGAUGUUAACAACACUGAAUGUUGUUCAUGCCCUGUUACCAGUUGUCAAAAAAUUUUCAAGUACUUCAGGAAUUUGGUUGCACAUGUUAAGGCCCACAAAAAUGAGCAGGAAGCAAUACAUUUCCUAGAAAUACAGAGCCAGAAGGCUUUUUGCCAGUAUUGUCACCGUCAGUUUGUUAAUUUGACCCAUCUUAAUGAUCACUUACAGUUGCAUUGUGGUGAGAAGCCGUAUUUUUGCAUUCAGCUUGGAUGUCAUUUCAGCUUUUCCUCUCAUGCUGAGCUUCAGAUACACAGAAAAGUACAUGCUGAAUUUCAGGCACAGUGUGCAUAUCCAAACUGUGAGAGAAUAUUCAACGAGACAUACUUGCUGUAUGAUCAUGAGGCACAGCACUACAUAACGUUUUCCUGCAAAAGCCAAAACUGUGACAAGGUGUUCUACACUCUGUCUGAGCUAGAUCUGCAUCAGAAAGGACAUGCAAAGAAGAAAGGCCACUCUGCUGUUGAUGGGGCU